UUUUAUUGUACGUUCCUUUCAAGCCGUGUUUUCCCGAGCUACAGGCAGUUCAAAUAUAAAUAGAUUCUCCAAAAGACCCUCAUUAUCUCCAAAUUAAUUCAUACACAUCUCAUAUUCCUCAAAAUGAGUUACUCAGCUAACACCCCCUCUAUCCAAGCUGACAAUGAAUGGUCACCCCUUAAGGCCGUGAUCGUUGGCCGUGCUGGCCGUGCUUGCUUCCCGGCCGGCGCACCAGCCAUGAUUGAAGCCACGAUGCCUUCGGAGCACGUCCACCGUUUCAAACCGAGAUCAAUAUUCCCUGACGAUAUUAUUGCAAAGGCUGAAGCCGAAUUGGACUUCUUCGCAGCUAUUCUCAAGGCAGAGGGAAUCCAAGUAUACCGACCAAAAGCUGGUAUUGAUUGGCUUGCCGAGGAAGGCUACACUGGAGCAAUGCCUCGAGACGGACUGAUGAGCGUUGGAAACGUACUUAUUGAGGCUUGCUUUGCGUGGGAUUGUCGGUCUCGCGAGAUCGAACUAGCCUAUGGAGAGGUAUUGGAGGAGCUUGGUAAGGAUGACCGGGUUACGAUCGUUCGUCGACCAGCUGAGUCCUUUGCCAACACCUUGCUGGAUGGCGAGCCAUCCGCACCUUGGAUCAUCAAUGAGAGCCGGCCUGCAUUUGAUGUCGCAGAUUUCAUGCGAUUCGGCAAAGUCAUUAUUGGCCAGUACAGCCAUGUCACCAACAAGGCUGGGGUCAACUAUAUCCAGAGCCACCUGCCCCAAGGAUAUCGAAUCGAGAUGCUCGAGGUGAAUGAUCCCAAUGCAAUGCAUAUCGAUGCCACCAUUUUACCCCUCCGUGAGGGCCUGAUGGUGUAUCACCCCAAGAAAGUGACGGAGGCAGCUCUUCGUGCGCACAAGGUUCUUGCAGACUGGAACCUGGUCGCCUAUCCCUUCAUCCCGCAAGGUCCGGGACCAGAAGACCCUCCCCUUUACAUGACGAGCCCGUGGCUAUCACUUAAUGCGCUUGUGUUGGAUGGCGAGCGGGUGGUGGUGGAGGCAAGUGACGAACAAACGGCAGCAUUCUAUGAGGAGUUGGGCAUGCAGUGUAUCCGGUGCCCUUUUAAGCAUGUUAACAGCAUUGGCGGCUCUUUCCACUGUGCCACAGUUGAUCUAGUAAGAUCCUAA
Messenger RNA from Aspergillus caelatus, 1161 nucleotides. RefSeq names its product lysine amidinotransferase. The transcript has a single exon. Bases 124 to 1161 code for a protein of 345 amino acids. The record is from RefSeq and is a predicted model, not a curated record. Gene Ontology annotation, cellular component: mitochondrion. NCBI's taxonomy places the organism in Eukaryota, Fungi, Ascomycota, Eurotiomycetes, Eurotiales, Aspergillaceae. Gene Ontology annotation, molecular function: amidinotransferase activity.